AUGAAGUUGUUUUAUCUGCUUAUAGUGUUCUUUCUGCACUCAUCUUUCUCGUUUCCCGAUUAUCCUUUUUACAACACAUCUCUACCUUGGGAUGUACGCGUGGAUGACCUAGUUAGUCGACUAACUUUACAAGAACUUCAAGAGCAAUUAGCCAGGGGAACAGGUGGUGCUCCCGCCAUACCAAGAUUGGGAAUUAAACAGUGGGAAUGGUGGACUGAAUGUCUGAAUGGCGAUGUAAACAACAAUGCGACAUCAUUUCCAGCUACACUUGGACUUGGUGCUUCAUUCGCUCCAGAUCUAGUAGGCGCUGUGGCACAUGCAAUUGCCAGUGAAGUGAGAGCUAAAUACACACAAUUUCGUUCAGAAGGAAAAUACAAUGUGUAUCAAGGUGUUAGUUGUCUUAGUCCGAUGUUAAAUAUCAUGCGGGAUGGAAGAUGGGGACGAUGUGAGGAAACAUAUGGAGAAGAUCCUAUGCUGAGUGGAUUAAUGUCUAAGCACGUCGUGGAAGGAUUACAAGGAGAUCACCCAAGAUACCUACUGGUGAGUUCAGGAUGUAAAAGCUUCGAUGCUUAUGCUGGUCCAGAAAAAAACAGGCUUGCAUUUGAUGCUAAAAUCAGUACCCGUGAUUUUCGAACUACAUUUUUACCAGCCUUUAGAACAUGUGUCGAAUCGGGAACCUACAAUGUUAUGUGUAGUUAUAACAGUAUUAAUGGCAUACCUUCGUGUGUUAACAGUGGAUUAUUAAAUGGUGUUCUUAGGAAAGAAUGGGGAUUUAAAGGUUAUGUGAUAAGUGAUGCUGGUGCAAUAGAACAUAUCAUUACUGGGCAUAAAUAUUUUAACAGUUCAGUUGAUACAGUUACAGCAAGUCUUAAAGCUGGAUGUAAUUUAGAGUUGGCGGAUGAAGGCAAAACGACAGGCUUGGUUUUCCAGUCCAUAGUUCAAGCUGUGAAAGAAGGGAAGCUUGAUGAAUCCUUUGUUAGAAAUAUGAGUAAGCCUCUUUGGUAUACCAGAAUGCGUCUCGGAGAUUUCGACCCUGAAAGUAUGAAUCCGUACUCAGGGAUUCCAAUCUCAAUCGUGCAAAGUAAAUCACAUCGCUCCUUAGCCGAGUUAGCAGCUAUGCAAUCCAUCGUUCUCCUAAAAAAUGAUGGGGGUUUCCUUCCAUUACAAGGAAAAACAUUUAACAAAGUAGCUAUCGUUGGACCUCUUGCCAACAAUUCAAGGGCACAGAUUUCGAAUUACUCGCCACUUGUCGAUCCGAAGUAUACAAGUACCCCUCUAAGUGGGCUAGUCAAGUUAGGCAAAGAAAUUACUUUUGGUGCAGGAUGUGUCGAUGGAACAAGCUGCAGACAGUAUGAGGGAAAUAUAAUCAUCAAUGCAGUUAGGGAUGCCGACUUAGUAUUUGUUUGUCUUGGGCUAGGGGACGAUGUGGAAAUGGAAGGUAUGGAUAGACCUAACAUCUCUUUACCAGGAUACCAACAACAACUCCUAGAAGAUGUAGCCAAUUACAUUCCACCAACAUCAAACACUGUUCUUAUUUUGUUUAACGCAGGUCCAGUGGACUUGAACUGGGCGGACAACAGUACUAAAAUCACAUCUAUCAUUGAAGCUUUUUAUCCCGCUCAAUCAACGGGAACAGCAUUGUUUAACGUUAUUACAAAUAAUAAACCUUAUGGUCUUGCCAAUCCUGCAGCACGACUGCCAUUUACUUGGCUCAAACAUGACAAUCAGAUACCACCCAUAAAUGAUUAUUCUAUGAAAGAACGGACAUAUAAAUACUUCACAUCCGAACCUUUGUAUCCAUUUGGCUACGGGUUAUCAUACACCUCAUUUCGGUACUCGAAUCUUACAAUGGAUAUCUCAAUAUUAGCCAGUGAACCGGUGUAUGGAUCAUUAACAAUUCAUAACAUCGGUAAUUUGUAUGGGGAUGAAGUUCUUCAAGUAUAUAUCAGUUGGCUGGAUUCUCCUUAUCCAACACCUAGGCUCAGUCUUGUGAGUUUUUCAAGAAUAUCAAUAGCACCAGGAAAAUAUAAUCCAGCAUUUUUCACUAUAACAGCAAAGGAUAUGGCGGUUUGGAGAGAAGACGAUACAGGAUGGCAGAUUUUCCCUGGGAGAUACAAUGUUUACGUAGGUGGGCAGCAGCCUCACCAAUCAAAGACAAUCAAUUCAAACGUGUUGACGAAACAAUUUAUUGUGUCGGGAACAAAAUUCCUUGGUAAAUAUUAA
This is a messenger RNA of Lottia gigantea (owl limpet), 2223 nucleotides long. RefSeq lists its product as hypothetical. The coding region runs from base 1 to 2223 and encodes 740 amino acids. The record is from RefSeq and is a predicted model, not a curated record. The transcript has a single exon. Gene Ontology annotation, molecular function: alpha-L-arabinofuranosidase activity; xylan 1,4-beta-xylosidase activity. Lineage: Eukaryota; Metazoa; Mollusca; Gastropoda; Lottiidae. Gene Ontology annotation, biological process: arabinan catabolic process; xylan catabolic process. Gene Ontology annotation, cellular component: plant-type cell wall.